Molecule: messenger RNA, 2923 nt
Organism: Bolinopsis microptera
Lineage: Eukaryota; Metazoa; Ctenophora; Tentaculata; Lobata; Bolinopsidae
Product: REST corepressor 1-like
Exons: 1
Coding region: 72-1667 (531 amino acids)
Biological process (GO): negative regulation of DNA-templated transcription; regulation of transcription by RNA polymerase II
Cellular component (GO): histone deacetylase complex; transcription regulator complex
Molecular function (GO): sequence-specific DNA binding; transcription corepressor activity
Source: RefSeq, a predicted model, not a curated record
UGGCUGAAGCUACAAAUAAUCUAAGCAACAAUGGAAGUGGAAGCACUCUUCUUAGGGAGUCUGAUCGAAGAAUGCGUCGUCCAUCAUCUGGGUCUGAUGAAUCUCCAGUUCACAUGCGAAUAGGACCUGAAUAUCAAGCAUCAAUUCCACCUCUUGAAACAACAAAACGAGUUGUAAGCAGAGGGCCAGCCUUGGUUAUAUGGAAACCAUAUUCUAAGUUACCUGAACAAAAGCUUAUGAAAUUCGUUGAGUUCUCCAGGACAAAGUUUGGUUAUAGAGAGGAGCAGUCUUUAGGAUUACUUGUUUGUCACAGAUAUAAUAUUGAUGAUGCCAACAAAGAUCUUGUUAAUUUUGUACCUUAUCCAGAUGAUUGGACGCCAUUGGAAAAACAAACUUUCGAAAUAGGUUUCCAGGAGCAUGGAAAAGACUUUCACAAGAUUAAAAUGAUGCUUCCAGAUAAGUCUGUGAACAACAUAGUUAAGUUUUACUACAUUUGGAAGAAAACUCGGUCAAAGUAUCAAACCCUCAAGAAUAAAAUGAAGUCAAAACGCUCAAAUAUGGACAGUGAUGAUGAUUCUUAUGAUGAUUUGAAUGAGCACAAGAACAAAAGAAUAAGGAUGGGUUCUUCUUCACUGAUAACCUCAAGUUUUACGCAAAGCCAGAUUCCAAUUAUACAAGCCCUUUACAAUACCAACAAUGGAACAGGUGUCAAUGAACCAUGCACUAAUUGCCACAGAGCCAAAGCUGUAACUUUAGUUACCUUAAAGCGUGAGCAUCUAUUGUGUUAUGCUUGCUCAGAUUACUAUCAGAAGUAUUCAACUAUGAGGCCCUUGUUUGAAUCAGCUGUUGUUGGAACUGGUGAGACCAAUGAGAAAACCAUCUUGAAUCCUCCCGAAGGCAUUGAUUUGACCUUGGAUUCUUUAAAGUUAGUGGCCAGUCCAAAAGAUGCUCAUCAUUAUCUGGCAUGUCUUACCAAUCAAGUGAUAACAUACAAAAACAAGAUCCUUGAUCAGAAGCAACAAUACCAGAGGUUGCAGAAGAAAUUCAAAAACCUUUCUUUGGAGCAGUAUAGGAUCCCAGAAAGCCCACCUUCCAGCAGCAAAGGGUGGUCUGAUCACGAAGUAGAAAUGUUCAAAUUAAGUUUCACCAACUAUGGUAAAGAUUUUGAAGCUGCUGCAGUUAUUGUUGGAACUAAAUCAGUGUCACAGUGCCGAAGCCUCUACUACAGCAAGAAAGACAAAUAUGACUUUGAUGACCUUCUUGAUGAAUAUGAUGCAAAACAAGAGAAAAUGGAGACAGACGAACCUAAAGACACUAAGGACAGUAAAGCUGAAGAACAGCCAAGUAGUAAAGACAACGAAAUACAGAUUGUGUCUGGAAAUUCUCCAAGGAGUACGAACACAAAAUCUCCUGACAAUUUUGUGUUCAAUAUGCAGAUUGGGGGUAUUACCCAGCCGGUCAGACUCCAGCGUGUCCCAAUCCAGCUUGGUCAGACAGGAAACCAAGAGCCGAUUGUUAUUGAUCUUACUGAUGAUGAUGACGACUCUAGGCCUGCCAUCUCUCUUUCAAUUAGCUCAGAAAAGAAGGAAACUGUGAAGAAAGUGUUGCAUGUUGUAAACAUUGUGGACGAUGAUAUACAGAUUAUAGGUUCUAACAAUAUAAAGUGAAUUAUAUUAUAAUCAUAUUCCCAGUAGUGUUGACUGUUGUACACAAGGUUUGGCUUCACCGUCUAGUUGUUGUUACAGCGCACCUAUUUUAGGAAUAAGGUGAUCACCUUAAAAAGUAGCGCAUUUUCUUUAUGAAAAUAGUUUAUGUUGUAGUUGUCAAGAUAGGAUAUUUAUUUGACGCACCUUGCAAAGCUAAAGCGAACAUUUAAUCUUCAGUGGCGCAAGUUAAAAGUUGUAACCAUGUGUUUCUAGAUAACAGAACAGAUUCAUGCACAAAUAACACUGCAUAAUUUCUCUCAGUCACGUAUGAUACAUUUUUCCUGAAGAGUCCAAUGAACUUCAAAAUAAAAGUAGUGUAAAAUUAAAAUGUAUUAUAUUUUUUUGCUAAAUUAUUACCACAUUAAGGUAUCUAGAAUAUUCGACCCACACUUAUCUUCAAUCUAAUCCAGGAGUCUUCAAGUUCGAUUGGAGUUUGAACGGUUUCAUUUUCAUUUAUUAUUUAUAUUGUAUCAUCAAAGAAUAUAAGUAUUUAGUACGUUAAUGUUUCGUAAGGCUUACAUUCUCCGCAGAAACAUCGAAUCUCUAUGAAGACAAUAAUGAACAUUAUCCAUAAUAAAACAACAAAAUAAAUGUGUCAGUAAUGAACAGCAGGCCUCAUGUAAUCGUGUAACUUUAGUAUAUUUUAUUGGCAAUGGCUGUUAAACACUACAACUUGAGAUAUAAUAAUGAAAUUAUUCAGAAAUAGCGAGGCAUUAAAUGAACUAGCUAUAUAAUACUAUACGGACGAAUAUAUCUGUAUUAUAUUUUCUUUAACUUUUAUACGAUAGAGAUUUUAUAUUCGGCUGGGUAUGUUUUCAAGAAGAGCUUAAAUUAGAAUUUUUCACAAUAAUAAUGAAUUAUACAUGAAGUGCGAAUAAUAAAAUACACAUGGAAUAGUAUUCUCUCGAGUUCCUCUUAGCAGAUGUUACAAAUAAUUGUGUCAUUUUAAAUGAUCUGAUCAAUUGAUUAAAUAAUUAUUUAACUAACGUGUAAUAUUUGCUUUUUUAGCAAACGGAGUAUAGGCGUAUAUUUGGGGAUCAUAUUAUGAUUAAACCAUAGUUUAUCGUGAAAUAUAAUCUAAAUCGAAAAGAAGUUUUUCAAAGAUAAGGGGGAUAAAGAAGAAAUUGUAAGCUUUAUCGUUAGAAAAUUGACAGUUUUGUCAAAUAAAGCCGAAUAUUUGUUUUCCAUGUUUGUAUUGUUAACGUCAUGUUUCAUUA